Messenger RNA from Sciurus carolinensis (gray squirrel), 1550 nucleotides. It is a transcript of the gene Utp11, whose product is annotated as UTP11 small subunit processome component. NCBI's taxonomy places the organism in Eukaryota, Metazoa, Chordata, Mammalia, Rodentia, Sciuridae. The coding region runs from base 217 to 978 and encodes 253 amino acids. Gene Ontology annotation, cellular component: nucleolus; small-subunit processome. The record is from RefSeq and is a predicted model, not a curated record. The transcript is spliced from 8 exons. Gene Ontology annotation, biological process: rRNA processing.
CUAGGAAACAACACCUCCCAGCAGCAGUCUCCGGGGGGUCGCCUUGGCUGGGAGACAUACUUCCGGGAAUCCAGGCUCCUGAUAGGCUGCAAAGCGGAAGUGGGCGGUUCCAAGUUACUGAUGGUGGGACCGGUUUCCGGUAGGGUCGGUGGACGCGGAGGCUUAAGGAGGGCGGAUCUGGUGUUGUCCGCUGAACUCUUCCAGGACUGAGCGGACAUGGCUGCGGCAUUUCGCAAGGCGGCUAAGUCCCGGCAGCGGGAGCACCGAGAGCGAAGCCAGCCUGGUUUUCGAAAACAUCUGGGUCUUCUGGAGAAAAAGAAAGAUUACAAACUUCGGGCAGAUGAUUAUCAUAAAAAACAAGAAUUCCUCAGAGCUCUCCGGAAGAAGGCUCUUGAAAAAAAUCCAGAUGAAUUCUACUAUAAAAUGACUCGGGUUAAACUCCAGGAUGGAGUUCAUAUUAUUAAGGAAACUAAGGAAGAAGUAACUCCAGAACAGCUAAAGCUGAUGAGAACUCAGGAUAUCAAAUAUAUAGAAAUGAAAAGGGUUGCAGAAGCUAAGAAAAUUGAAAGACUAAAAUCGGAGCUCCAUCUACUGGAUUUCCAGGGGAAGCAACAGAAUAAGCAUGUAUUUUUUUUUGAUACCAAAAAAGAAGUUGAAGAGUUUGAUAUUGCAAGUCACCUGCAAACAGCACCGGAACUAGUUGACAGAGUCUUUAAUAGACCCAGGAUAGAGACCUUGCAGAAGGAAAAAGUGAAAGGAGUUACCCAUCAGGCUGGACUUAAGCGGAUAGCUAAAGAAAGGCAAAAGCAAUAUAAUUGCCUGACACAGCGGAUUGAACGAGAGAAGGAAUUGUUUGUUAUUGCACAGAAAAUUCAAACACGCAAAGAUCUUCAGGAUAAAACUCAGAGGGUGAAGGUGAAGAAAGAAACAGUGAAUUCCCCAGCUAUUUACAAAUUUCAGAGUCGUCGAAAACGUUGAGGUGUUACAGAUAAGCCUUAUCAUUCUGCAUUGAACAUAAUUCUCUUUUGGGGGUAAUAACUUCACAUUCCAUUAGUCCAAACAGCAUGGUUCUCCUUUUUGUAGCCACAAUUUGUUGAUCUGCUGUUUGAUGUCUUUCUCUGAACAUUAAAAUCCCUUCCCCCAUGUCACUGUUUUUGGGUUGUGAAAUCAAUCUUAUUUUUAUAUAUACUCUUUUAAUUUUUUUUUCAUUGUGAAAGUUACAUGAUCUCAUUACAAUAAAGUAGGAAGUAGAUGAAUUCCUUCCUAAUCUCAGUACUUAUUCAAGAACAGCAAAUAUUUAUUGCACAGUGGGAGCUAAAGCUUGGGAGGUAAAGAACUACUGUGAGCUUCUGGUGUAUUCUGCAUUUUGUGAAGCCAUGCAUUGGUUUUUGUUUAUAUUUUUGUGUUCUGUAUUUGUAAUUACGGUAAACAAUUUUAUGUCCUAAUUUUAAGUCAUUGACUCUUUUCCAUUUUGUUAUAUCAUUGAAUUUUUCAAAAGUAAUAUACUUGUAGUAAUAAUUAAAAUAAUUGUUUUUAACGAUUGUCUAAUA